Diaporthe amygdali is the source of this 582-nucleotide messenger RNA. RefSeq lists its product as uncharacterized. The record is from RefSeq and is a predicted model, not a curated record. Bases 1 to 582 code for a protein of 193 amino acids. The transcript has 2 exons. Lineage: Eukaryota; Fungi; Ascomycota; Sordariomycetes; Diaporthales; Diaporthaceae.
AUGCUAGAUAUCAACCUCAAAAGCAUAGUCACAGGCACAAGAGACAGGCCAUCAUCGGCAUACUCAGCCCUUCCGUCCGACGAGAACCUGCAGAGCAAACAGCCCACUUCACCAGUUGUCAUUGCCCACAGCCACCGUCGAUACAUAUUGUAUGGUGUUGGCGUGAUUCUGACAGGAGCAGCAGCAGUCCUUCUUGUCUUCAUAUUCACUUUCAAGUCGGAACCAACGCAGCGAAUUGCCCAUUGUGGCUCCUCUGCUAGCGAUGCUCGAAGACUGGGCUGCCGUUUCGACAUCAUGAGCUUUUCUUGGCUUCCUCCUAAUUGUUUUGACGAAGAACUUUCCCACGAUUUUGACACAAUUCAGCCUUGGCAAUGGUUCGCCGAUGCGGCGGGGACCCAGGAAAUUCCCAAAAGCGAGGUGCUUAUGGGUGAAGCAAAAUCAUUGUUCGUCUCGUUCCAGUAUCAUCGAACACACUGUGUGUUCAUGUGGAGAAAGCUUCACCGGGCGUUGGGGGCCAAGGGGAUGGUGGAUAGCUAUAUCGGCGGCUACAAUCAUACAGUUCAUUGCAUUCCCAAGGUGUGA